Messenger RNA from Scutellospora calospora, 694 nucleotides. Lineage: Eukaryota; Fungi; Glomeromycota; Glomeromycetes; Diversisporales; Gigasporaceae. The record is from the annotation of a GenBank genome assembly.
GUAAUUACUAGGGGUAGUGAUCAAGUAGCUAUUAGUUCUAAGUUUGAAGUUCGUAAUGAUCCGGCUGUAUCAAUAGUAGCUAUGUGGAAUGAUAUGGGCAUAUUAAAUGAAGCAUGGAAGCAUAAACUAAUAUUUGUUGAAACACCGGAUGCUACUGAAACAAGUUUGGCUUUAGAGAAUUAUCGAAAGGCAUGUGAUAAUGGCCGUGGUGCCAUCUUACUAUCAGUUGCUCGCGGAAAAGUUUCGGAAGGCAUUGACUUUGAUCAUAAUUAUGGACGUGCUGUAAUUAUGUUUGGUGUACCAUAUCAAUAUACAGAGAGUCGAAUUUUGAAGGCACGCCUCGAGUUUUUGAGAGAGAAUUAUAGAAUACGUGAAAGCGAUUUUCUAACAUUUGAUGCGAUGCGUCAUGCAGCUCAAUGCGUUGGGAGGGUUUUAAGAGGAAAAACUGAUUAUGGACUAAUGAUAUUUUCUGACAAGAGAUUCGCAAGAGCAGAUAAACGUACCAAAUUACCCAGAUGGUUAAACCAAUUUAUCACGGACGCUUGUACAAAUUUAUCAACAGAUAUGGCGUUGGUAACAGCAAAAAAAUUUUUGAGAUCGAUGGCUCAGCCAUUUGAACGAGAUCAAUUGGGUGUAUGGUCGAUUGAAGAUAUUGAAAGACAAGAACGUGAGAGACAAGAACGUGUCAGUGGUG